AACGCGCUCCGCCCUCAUCAUUCAAUCCAAACCUAAACACACGAUCACCAUCAUCACAGCGCAGCGCAUCGCUUUCCCACGCGCGUGCACUCCAAGCAUGGACGAUACGCAUCAUCCAUCACCCGAAUCUUCACCAAAGGCGCCUCUUUCGCAUCCCGUCAAGUACCAUCGAAGGGUCACCCCGCGCGAGCGCAAGUCUCUGCCUUCGCCUCCAGCCUCUGACGAACGCAAACGGGCCUCGACCGCUACCGCUGAUGAACUACCCCAAGGGCUUGUCGAGUUCAAGCGCAAUUGUAGGACUGGCGACUACUCGCCGCUGACGAAUUUUCACCUUAGCAAGGCUGAUUACACCCGCCUUCACGACGAGAUCCAGGCUACCUUUCGACGCUUCGAUUACAACCCUCGACGUCAACUUAUCAGCUUUCGCAUGCCUUCCGCGCUCCACGACUUAUUCAUUUCAUUCUUUGGAAGCGCUAUCUUGAAUAAAAUUCGCGAAAUCGGACGCCAGAACCGACAAGCUCGCGCCUUCACCGAGAGCAUCGACAAUGCUUUGUCCUCUCGUGUUCUUCUGAACGAUGGCGAUGACAAAUGGGAACAACAACCGGAUGCGCAGUUCGAGCAUCACGAAGCCCGAUACCCUGGCUUAGUUGUCGAGGUUGCAUUGACUCAAGACGCGAAGGAGUUGCGACGGAUUGCCAAACGGUACAUCUAUUAUACCGAUGGACAGAUCAAAGUGGUUCUUGGCAUUGA
Fusarium odoratissimum NRRL 54006 is the source of this 750-nucleotide messenger RNA. RefSeq lists its product as uncharacterized. The coding region runs from base 589 to 750 and encodes 53 amino acids. The record is from RefSeq and is a predicted model, not a curated record. The transcript has a single exon. Lineage: Eukaryota; Fungi; Ascomycota; Sordariomycetes; Hypocreales; Nectriaceae.